Messenger RNA from Drosophila ananassae, 1411 nucleotides. RefSeq names its product odorant receptor 94a (gene Or94a). Gene Ontology annotation, cellular component: plasma membrane. The record is from RefSeq and is a predicted model, not a curated record. Gene Ontology annotation, molecular function: odorant binding; olfactory receptor activity. The transcript has 2 exons. NCBI's taxonomy places the organism in Eukaryota, Metazoa, Arthropoda, Insecta, Diptera, Drosophilidae. Gene Ontology annotation, biological process: detection of chemical stimulus involved in sensory perception of smell; sensory perception of smell. The coding region runs from base 131 to 1282 and encodes 383 amino acids.
GCCAACACAAUGUGAAUACACGUAAGUACCUUUUGUUUAAUUGAUGUAAACCUAAUUGUUCAUAAUUAUCGCCACAAUUUGGGCUAUAAAAGCCAAGCCCUCGGAAAACCCAAAGGCAAAAACCUGCCGAAUGGACAAUAAACAGGAUCGCAUUAGGUCCAUGAACCUGAUUCUAAGGGUGAUGCAAUUAUUCGGCCUGUGGCCCUGGUCCCUAGACAAAGAGGAACAAUGGACGCUAUUGGGCUUUUUGAAACGCAACUACCGCUACUUGCUGCACCUGCCCAUUACAUUCACCUUCAUUGGGCUGAUGUGGCUGGAGGCGUUGGUGUCCAGCAACCUCGAGCAGGCCGGCCAGGUUCUGUACAUGUCGAUUACCGAGAUGGCGCUGGUGGUCAAGAUUCUCAGCAUAUGGCAUCACCGCACGGCAGCCUGGCGACUUAUGGAAGAACUGAAAAUUUCUCCGGACUACGCCCUUCGCAGCCAGAUCGAGGUGGAUUUUUGGCGAAAGGAACAAAGCUUCUUCAAGCGGUUCUUCUACAUAUACAUCCUGAUAAGUCUGGGCGUCGUCUACAGUGGAUGUACGGGUGUCCUUUUCCUGGAUUACUACGAACUGCCGUUUGCCUACUAUGUGCCUUUCGAGUGGAAAAACAAAAGAGGAUUCCGUUUAGCUUAUGGCUACGAUAUUGCUGGCAUGACGUUGACUUGUAUUUCCAACAUAACACUGGAUACCCUGGGCUGCUAUUUUCUGUUCCACAUAUCCCUUCUGUAUCGUCUGCUGGGAUUUCGUUUAAGGAAUCUCAGGGAUAUACAAGAUGAUAUUGAUUUUGGCCAGAAGCUGCGAAACAUCUUUCAGUUGCAUCAAAACAUAAAGAGAUUAUCUCUGACCUGUCAAAAAAUCGUCUCUCCCUAUAUUCUAUCACAAAUUAUUCUCAGUGCUUUGAUUAUUUGCUUCAGCGGCUAUCGCCUCCAGCACGUGGGAAUUCGCGCCAAUCCCGGCCAAUUUAUAGCUAUGUUGCAGUUUGUUAGCGUUAUGAUACUCCAGAUAUAUCUCCCUUGUUAUUAUGGGAACGAAAUAACCAUCCAUGCCAACCAGUUAACCAACGAAGUCUAUCACACCAACUGGCUACAUUGUCGGCCGCCCAUUCGAAAGCUUUUAAACUCAUAUAUGGAAUACCUUAAGCGUCCUGUAAACGUUCGAGCUGGAAACUUUUUUGCCGUCGGAUUACCAAUUUUCGUUAAGGUUAUUCUUAUAAAAUUUCUUUGGUUUCUACUUUUAAAAUAGUUGUUCUAUUCCGCAGACCAUCAACAAUGCUUACAGUUUCUUAGCUCUCCUACUGAAUGUAUCCAAGUGACAUAAUGGCACUUUUAAACACCAAUACCAAUGAAUUUGUAUUUAAGAAACAAUAAAAUA